Molecule: messenger RNA, 5117 nt
Organism: Xyrichtys novacula (pearly razorfish)
Lineage: Eukaryota; Metazoa; Chordata; Actinopteri; Labriformes; Labridae
Source: the annotation of a GenBank genome assembly
GUCACCUGUGGCACAGGAAGCGCUACGGCCAUCACCCGGGAUGAAAACCUUUAUCGUCUGUUUGUAUUUUAUGCAUAAGUUCAGAUUUGAGCUUUUCUACUCCUUCUGACUCGAAAAAGCCGCUUUAUUGUCCAAACCGCAAGACGGUCAAGUUCUUCUUAAACGAAACACAAAGCAAUAAAAGUAAGAGUUUUAAAGACCUAAUAGAAUUGUAAGGAAUAGUAAAACAGGAAUACGGCAGCGCUACUGAGCUAGCAUGCUAACUAUCUGAUGUUAUUUUACGGUCCUGUGUGAGGGAUAAAUCUGCUUCAGCUAGUGUGUGUUACUGUGUUAUAUAUAUAUAUAUUAACCUAUAAUUUGAAUGUGAAAGUUGAUGCUAUACGAUACAAAUAACCAGGAGUAACGUUAGUUGAACCUAGCAAUGAUGAUUUAGGCCUGAACCCGCUCCAUCUGUGGUAACUGUAAAGGUUGUUUUUCACUGUAGGGGCGUAGUUAACGAGUAAAAGAUGAAUCCUGUGAUUUUAAAUGAAAUAUUGUCGACAUUUGUGUUCAUCCAGCUGGCCCCUCCACUGCCUGUCACCAUGCCCGCUCUGCUGGAGAGACCCAAGCUGUCCAACGCGAUGGCCAGAGCCCUCCACAAACACAUCAUGAGGGAGAGAGAGCGCAAGAGACAAGGUGAGAGAGAGAGCUGAGGGCUUUAAAGGUUACCAGCUUAACUAAUACUUCAGCAGCAAAACAAUCAAACUGAUGAGACAGCACUCAAAUGUGCGAAAUACAGAAUGAGAGUUUAGAUAAUGCUUUAUAAACAAGGAGAAUUUUAACAUCAAUCCGGGAUCUUACAGGUAGCUUAUAGAGAGAUUUAAGAACUGCUAUGUACGAAUGUAGACCUAAGAUGAGCACUAGUUUUGUUUCUCUGAGUUCUUGAAUCAAAAAUGAUAACUUCUGUUUACAUUGCAAGAAGUCUUCUGUCAUACACCGAUUUAAAGGAAUAUUCCGGUGUAAAUUAAUUUGGGUCAAACACAUCGUGACGCCGAGUGAGACACCCAGUGUCGUUUUGGUUGAGGUUUAUUUAUGGCUCCUCAGACCGCUGUGUAUUGCUAUCCUGCGGUCGUUAUUAAAGUUGGUAUAACUAGAGAAGCAAGCGGUCGACAACAUUCAUCUCUUGAGGGGGUGUCUAACUCAGUGUUAUGGUGUGUUUGACCCUAAAUUAAUUUCACGCUGGAAUAUCCCUUUAAAUCAAGACCCUAGCUGAGGGAGUAUAUGGAAUUGUGGUCAUCUGGAGAUAGUGAUAUGUAAACAGAACAGUGACUGUAGCUGUGAAUUCAGAACCCCACUAAACAUGCAUUUUUUCUUUCAGAGGAGGAAGAGGUCGACAAAAUGAUGGAGCAAAAGAUGAAGGAAGAGGAGGAGAGGAAAAGGACAAAAGAAAUCGAGGAGAGGAUGUCUUUGGAGGAAACCAAAGAACAGGUGAGCAGUUUGUGCUCCCAUGCCAUCAUAGGUUACCUUUUUUGUUACAAGAAGGGGAAAAGUAGUUCUAGUUUUCUUUUUCUUGAAUUUAGGUGAUGAAGAUGGGAGAAAAACUCCAGGGCCUCCAAGAGGAGAAGCACCAGCUCUUCUUACAGCUCAAGAAGGUUCUCCAUGAGGAGGAGAAGAGACGCAGGAAGGAGCAGAGGUAGUAAGGACACAGUUGGUUUUUUCUUUUUUCACACGAAUAACAGAUUUAUUCAGAGAGAUUUCUGGUUGUCGUCACAUUUCAUGGCGUCUUGUUCUCAUAGCGACAUCACAACAUUGACCUCCGCCAGCUAUCAAUCCAGCCUGCCGAUGCACGCAGGGCAGCAUCUCCUCAGCAUCCAAGGUGAUGGCUGCAUUCAACUGUUUCCUCCUGUAACCUUUUCUGGUUUGUGUGAAUAAGUUACUUUUGAAGGCCUUUGUUUCAGUCAGCUAAUUUUUCUCCAAUGUUUUCUCAGGAAGUCCAGUCAGCCACAGUCGACCCGGCGCUCUUCUCGGAGAACGUAGCAAACAGCUUUUCCCCGCCGCUGUGAUUCCAGUAAGUGAAGAAGUCGACCUUUAUACCUGAUGAUGAUUUUCGUUUGCAUUUCCUAGUCUAACACCUCUUAUUCAGUCAACAGAGUUAACCCCUCCUCAUCUCCUCUAUAAGGCUCGUCACUAUCAGACACCGGGGUUCAGCUCGGGCUCAGCAGAGCACGGACAAUUCAGCGGGGGGCAGGGGGUCCACGAGCCUUAUGGGGUGGCUCAGGCUCAGCACCCCUCUACUUACGCCCCCGGACCAUCUGUACCUGCAAGCUUUGCCAGCAGCUCUCAGAUCAGAGGUAAAGAUCUCAACAAUCUUCAGAUGAUCAACAGUCUACCUGAACUGUUUAUGGCACUCUUGGAGAAAUCAUUUCAAACUGAACCGAUCUAAUCUUCCAGCAGGUGCAUCAGCAUUUCAGGCCAUGCCGUAUCUCCCCCAUCAGCAGCCUGGAUACCCUGUCCACAGUCACUUCACCUCCCAGCCUGGUCAGUUCCUCAGGGCCUUACAGGGAUAUUCUGGCGUAAGAUUAAUUUAGGGUCAAACACAUCAUAACACCGAGUUAGACACUGCCUUGAGAGAUGAAUGUUGUCGACCGCUUGCUUCUCUAGUUAUACCAACUUUAGUAAUGACCGUACAAUAGCAAUACACAGAGGUCUGAGGAGCCAUAAACAAACCUCAACCAAAAAGAAACUCUAUAUCCACAAAUAAUGCUCAGAACUGCACCGAACUUCAUCAACAGUACAUAUAGGGUCCCAGCCACCAAACAUCUUUUUAACUUUUGCCUAAUUUCUCAACUCACCCACUCUCUUCCAGCAGCCACUUGUAUGUAGCGAGACCUCGGACGAGUCCAUCAACUGCUGCGGGGUGUCGCAGCUCAAGGAAGAACAUUUAUGAUCAUUUCUUUAUCAUGUCAACAUGACAUUGACAUUUCCUUCAAGUAAUAAUCACCAUAUUAAUCAUUUUGCACUGCAGACAUGGUAGUUCUUCUGCCUUAACGUCUCGGUCUGAUUGCAUUUCCAUGAAGAAAUUAUCAUAAAUGUUCUUCCUUGAGCUGCGACACCCCUCUGCAGUUGGUGAUUGACUCGUCCGAGGUCUCACUACAAACAAGCGUCUGUUGGAAGAGAGUAGGUGAGUUGUGUUUAGUCUUUUUGCUAAAGAAAUUGGGCAAAGUUAAAAAGAUGUUUGGUGGCUAGUGCUGUGGCUAGGACCCUAUAUGUACUGUUGAUGAAGUUAGGUGCUGUUCUGAGCAUUAUUUGUGGAUAUAGAGUUUCUUUUUGGUUGAGGUUUGUUUCUGGCUCCUCAGACCGCUGUGUAUUGCUAUCCUGCGGUCGUUACUAAAGUUGGUAUAACUAGAGAAGCAAGCGGUCGGCAACAUUCAUCUCUAGAGGGGGUGUCUUCCUUGGUGUUAAGGUUUGUUUGACCCUAAAUUAAUUUUACGCCAGAAUAUCCCUUCAAGAUGUCAAAACGCUACAAAUACAAGUUCAUAACAGCAAGAAAGCAACUGUGUAUUUGAUGUUGUGAUUUUAAGAUAUGUCUGGAUGUCUUUCCUGCAGGAUACAUUCCUGGAGCGGGAAUCCCUCUGCAGAAGCAGCUGGAACAUGCUAACCAACAGUCAGGCUUUACUGAUGCAGUAAGAACAUUUAAAUGAGUAAAUUAAAGAUCCAUUUAUCAGUAACCUGGAAAUGCCAACAGUUUUAGGAUGCCUUCUAAGCUCUGUUUUGGCUUGUAAAUGAUCAAUGUUGUUUUCAUAGGGAGCUUUAAGGCCGAUGCAUCCACCAGCCAUGCAUCCUUCUGCCCAAGGACUGCUGCCCACACCAUCAAUGGCGGUUCAGAUCCCCACUGCAAAGGUGAAUUCCUCCCCAAACACACUCUUUAGCUCCCACCUCUGUGUUUACAUUCAGCUUUAGAGGUUUAAACAUUUCCUGGACAUGUCCAUGUGUCGUGGCCCUUGAUGCUCUGACUCCAGCCUCUGUUCUCUCCUUGUGAAAGUCCCCCUCAGCUCUUGAAUUGCCUAACUUUCCCUGUAACUUGUCCCACCACACUUUUCACCAAUGUUCUUCGAUACGCCCUCUGUGAACAGCCAGCCUUUUCAGCGAUGACCUUCCUCGGCUCACCCUCCUUGUAAAGGGUGUCUAUGAUCAUUGUCUGGACAUGUUUAAAGUCAGCAGUCUCCCUUGUGACUGUGGUUGCAUGUUCUGAAUAGCGAUGAGCUCGAACUCAGAGUGAAACGCUUUGAUUUUGUGAGGUGUCUGCUGUUAUUUUUUUGAGCUGAAGGUCAUAAUUAUCAAAACUGGAUUGAAAAAACACUCAAAAACAGAUGGGAAUAUGAAACUUUUUCACAAUUAUUUCUGAGCUGUAUGUGAGAAUAAUUUCACACAAUGAUCUGGCGCCACCCUGAGGCCUCACUCAGGCAAGAUAAAAUAGUUGCCAGUUUCCCACAAGGUGUAAUUUCUUCAUUUCUUCAUGUCAUGUAAUUUUGUAUUUUUGUGUUUCUGUCUCUAGUCUCCGUUCCAGAGCUCUCCUCAGGGCGCCCCCCGUCAUGGCUUCCUCCCUCACAGCCAGAGCGGGCAGAGGUUCUACCACCACGGGAAGUAACUUUAGACCACAUUCGUCUUCGAGGUGUCACGGCUUCCUUAACGGAUCUGGAGAACUCCUGGAAGAACGGAUCGACCCCCCUCCCCCUUUUAAAAAACGUUAAGUGAUUUGUAUUUUUUUUUUUUUUUACCUGUUUUCAUUUUUGAUUUUAAUAACAUAAACCUGCAGUCCUCUUUUGCUUUUAUUUUUAAUGAUGAAAGACUUUUACUGACACUGUUAAGCCGUUCUGAUGGUGCUCAUGUACACUAAAAUGUGAAUAUGUUGUAUAAAGAAAGACCGCUUAAGCCAGGGCUUAUUCUUUGUAAACUAAUGCUCAUUAUUAGGGCCGCAGCUUGGUACCUGAAACACGUUCACUUCAGGGGAAAACCUCAUUUUCACUCAGUUGAAAAUGACGGAAAAUUUCCUUGUUUUGUUUCCUACCUUGAAAACAAGAAUCAAGUCUCUGCAGUUGAAGGCUCUUAUGUCGCUAAAUAAACAAAAUCAAAAUACA